AUGAUCGACGGUGUGGACAAGAUCGUGAACGCUACAGUUGUGAAGUUGAAACGGCAUCUUCGGGUGACGGAGAAUCAGGAGGAGGUGCUUCAAUCACUUGAAGACUUCGCGAAAAUGAAGCCCAAGGAGAUACCAAAAGAAUUAGAAGAGUAUCUUGAAUACGUCGCAAAAACUGGUGACCCAGUGUAUCAGUGGUCUGCUGUGAAAUGUUUAUUCCGAGAAAAACUCUUAAAGGUUGUUACAGAUUUCUACGAGUCGUGUCCUACGUGCCCAAAUAACGAAUUUACACCUUGCCCAAAUGUAGAACCAUUUAAUUACGAGAAUAUGAAGGCGAGUUUACUGGAACGCCUAGAUUCUUUCUCUAGUGCACCGUUUGCUAUUCACAGAUUAUGCGAGUUGUUAACGACACCUACUAAAGAAUACACCAGAGUGGACAAGUUUAUGCGGGCAGUGGAGAAAAAUACACUAGUUGUUAGUACAAAAGAACCAGGAAAUAGACGAUCAGAUGUUCAGUCUGAUUCCCUAACGAAUGGGGUGAUGGAUGGAAGAGCGCUUGAUAUUGGUGAAGCUAUUGAAACUGUGAGCAGUAAUGGAGUUAAUUUGUUGCAAACUAAAGAAAAUGAAGUGAAUGUAAGCAAUGGCAUUAGAAUAAAUGAGUUAGACAUGGAAAACCGAUCUGACAUCGAAAACACAAGUGAUGCUGUGUGGGAUAAAGACCAGAGAGAAAGCUCUGAUACAGAAAAACAGAGUGCAAAAACCAGUGAGAAAAAUGGCAAAUUAGACACAGAAAAUGAAAGUGGAAGGGAGUCACCAAAGAUUACUGGACAAAUUGAUGUAAAGGACGAAACGGGAGAAUCCCAACAGACCUUAAGUCACCUAAAGGACAAGGCAGAAAGUGAUCACAGUUGUGCUGCUCAAGACAUAAGUAAUACAGUGACUGCACAUGAAGUAGCACAUGGACAGAAAACAGACAGCACGUCUGUUUUAAGUACAGCAAAUGUUACAGAAGCAGAACAGUCUCCAAAGGAAACGGAAAGUAAUGCUAACCAGCUUGUAGAUUCAGUGCGUGUGGAGGAAGUAUCACACAGUGAAGAAAGGGAACAAGAGCUGAUAGCGUCAUCAACAGGGAUUGUGCUGGAGGCACAUGAGAAUGUAUCACAAGUUUCUGCUGUUCCCGAAGACGAAGAUGAUGUACUGUCAAAUGAGUCGUACAGUUCAACACAGCCAGUAGAGACCCUAGUUCCAUCACCGCCAGCUGUUGUAAUUUCGGAGAUUGGAGUAGAUGAAGGAGAGGAAGUGGGAGACGAGGGCUCUGCAACCGUGGUGCAAGAGGUAGUACCACCAGCAGAGACACCAGUAGUUGAAGAAUUGGAGAAUGCAAUGGUGUCGGAGGUAGAGGAAACUGUAGAAAAUGUGAAAGUCCUGGCAGUAGAAGAAAUGCAGCCUCUUCCACUUCAGUCUUCACCCUUGCAGCAACAGCAGCAACCACCACAACAGCCUCCGGGUUGCGAUGAAAGUAUGGAAGUGGAUGAACAGCUGCAGCUGCAGGAAGAAAUGUCCAUGGAUGGAGAUGAACCAAUGGACCAGACAGAAGAGAUGACCGGUGUUGUUACUGAAGUUGACAGUUAG
Messenger RNA from Schistocerca gregaria, 1629 nucleotides. Its product is annotated as serine/threonine-protein phosphatase 4 regulatory subunit 2-like. Gene Ontology annotation, biological process: protein dephosphorylation. The record is from RefSeq and is a predicted model, not a curated record. Gene Ontology annotation, molecular function: protein phosphatase regulator activity. The transcript has 3 exons. The coding region runs from base 1 to 1629 and encodes 542 amino acids. Gene Ontology annotation, cellular component: nucleus; cytoplasm; protein phosphatase 4 complex. Lineage: Eukaryota; Metazoa; Arthropoda; Insecta; Orthoptera; Acrididae.